Molecule: messenger RNA, 523 nt
Organism: Sinocyclocheilus grahami
Lineage: Eukaryota; Metazoa; Chordata; Actinopteri; Cypriniformes; Cyprinidae
Product: zinc finger protein 346-like
Exons: 4
Coding region: 23-523 (166 amino acids)
Molecular function (GO): nucleic acid binding; zinc ion binding
Source: RefSeq, a predicted model, not a curated record
UAUAGAAAUCAUUUUGUGAAGCAUGCAGGAUAAAUGGUUCACAUAUUUGUUUGUAAAUAGAUUUAAAAAAAUGGUUACUGGAAAUACGGUAGGUAUGAAGAGACUUGCGCAGCGCAUGUAUCGUCUGCGCAUGCGCGAUCCGCCUCCUGCUAACAUGGCGCAGCAAGAGCCGAAUGGAGAUUUUCCAUAUUUACCUUCAGGGGCGGCCGAGGUGAACCGAAUGAUAAAAGAGCACAGUGACUUGUUCUCUGAUUCACAGUGUAAAGUGUGUAGUGCUGUCUUAAUCUCAGAAUCCCAGAAACUUGCACAUUACCAGUCAAACCUCUUCUGCUCCAUCUGUCAAUCUUCCUUCAACAAUCCCCUCAUGGCUCAGCAGCACUACAGUGGCAAGAAACAUAAAAAACACCUGACUAAACAGAAGCUGAUGGAGACCUAUGGGCCGUCCUCUGCACCAGAUGUUCAGCAGACCCCUCAGCACAGAAAGAGUCGCUCGCCUCCCGAGAAAUCUCUGGCUCUGGGUUAA